Octopus sinensis (East Asian common octopus) is the source of this 1471-nucleotide messenger RNA. Its product is annotated as PDF receptor-like. The record is from RefSeq and is a predicted model, not a curated record. Gene Ontology annotation, biological process: cell surface receptor signaling pathway; adenylate cyclase-modulating G protein-coupled receptor signaling pathway. Gene Ontology annotation, cellular component: plasma membrane. Lineage: Eukaryota; Metazoa; Mollusca; Cephalopoda; Octopoda; Octopodidae. The transcript is spliced from 12 exons. Gene Ontology annotation, molecular function: G protein-coupled peptide receptor activity. The coding region runs from base 187 to 1431 and encodes 414 amino acids.
UAGAUAUUAAGCGAAAAGGAUAUCCAAUAGAAAGCGAGAGAAAUACUUUACUAUCAAACUAUAUUGAAAAACCCGUUGAGAAAAAGAACCAACAAGACGCAAGACUGAAUUAUAAAUGUAUUUUCACAUAUCUACAUUGAUAAGGAUAUAAAUAUAUGAAUAAUUCGUUGGCAUAAUUUUAAAAUAAUGGCUGCCUCGAUUUUAUAUGAAAAUGCUGAGAAAUGUUUCGAACAUCUCGGACGCGAUGCUUUCGGUAAAGGAGACGGUCUUUACUGCAACGGAACAUUCGAUUCGAUCUUAUGUUGGCCAGCUACAAAAGCAGGAGAAGUCGUUCGACAAAAAUGCCCACGUUUAAGAGGACUUGACCCUAAUCGUUUCAGUGAACGUCGUUGUGGACUUGACGGCUAUUGGUUGGGCAAAUAUCAAAAUGAGACUUCAAAUACAAAUGGAUGGACAAAUUAUACAGGAUGCUAUAUACCGGAGGUUUGGGAUAUUUACAGUAAAAUGUUCGUCGAUAAACCAGAAGCGACCAAAUUGGCUUUGAAAUCGAUCGCUUACGGCACACGAACUAUGGAAAUCGUUGGACUAACUAUAUCUCUGGUCAGCUUGUUGAUCUCUAGUUUUGUCUUCUUGUACUUCAGAAGUUUGAAAUGUCACCGCACCAGAAUACAUAAAAACCUGUUUGGGGCUAUGAUCAUUCAAGUGGUAAUAAGACUGCUGCUCUACAUUGACCAAUUUGUAUCGCAACAAGAAAGUCAAUAUCUGAUGGUUGAUGGCCGUUUGUCUGUGAUCACGUCAAUUCCGUCCCUGUGCAAAACAGUGUACAGUUUGUUGGAAUAUACGAAAACAGUAUGCUUCAUGUGGAUGUUUCUCGAAGGAUUUUAUCUUCAUAACAUGAUCGUCGUGUCCGUAUUUUCGGGCAACCCAAACUACAAACUCUAUUACCUUUUAGGUUGGGGUUCUCCAAUCGUCUCAACCGGCGUAUGGGCAACAGUAAUGAUAUUCUACAGUGAAUCCAGUUGUUGGCUGUCCUAUUACUUCUUUCCUUAUAUUUGGAUAAUGGAUGGUCAACGAUUGGCUGUGAUCGUGAUAAAUCUCACAUUUUUGUUCAAUAUAAUGAGAAUAUUAAUCACCAAACUUCGUGAAAGCCACACUAAUGAAGCAGAAACACUAAGAAAAGCUGUAAAAGCAGCUAUAGUGCUUCUUCCGCUACUUGGGAUUACCAACUUUGUUGUGAUGAUUGAACCGUCUCAAGAGAACGUAGCCCUCUUUGGGACCUGGGCCUACAUAUCAUAUUUCCUCAUUUCCUUUCAGGGUUUUGGUAUUUCAUUGAUAUACUGCUUCCUUAAUAGCGAGAGAACACACGUAGAUUAUCAAGACUUUCAAAAGAAUUGCCUCGAAGGCUUGAUGUCACAGUGCCGUCAAACAUGAGAGAAAAUAGAAAUCUAGUGUAACGCCUAGAGGUAGCGGG